This is a messenger RNA of Labeo rohita (rohu), 3199 nucleotides long. Its product is annotated as protein-glutamine gamma-glutamyltransferase K-like. The record is from RefSeq and is a predicted model, not a curated record. The transcript has 14 exons. NCBI's taxonomy places the organism in Eukaryota, Metazoa, Chordata, Actinopteri, Cypriniformes, Cyprinidae. Bases 293 to 2848 code for a protein of 851 amino acids. Gene Ontology annotation, molecular function: protein-glutamine gamma-glutamyltransferase activity. Gene Ontology annotation, biological process: peptide cross-linking.
AGUUUAAGGGUUCAGAACAAUUAAGCUAAGAUGUUAAUUCGUCCCAUUAAUCCUCUGAAAAGACCAGUGCAAUUAAGGUGACUCAAAACCCUUUCAUCUCUUUCUUUAAAGAGCAAUUACUCACACUUUUCAGCUAUGAGCUGUGGAUGGGGUGGCGAUGGCGAAGUAGUAUAAAUAUCCCGUCUGAUGUGGAGUCAAACAGCACGAGCAACGAGCUGGUCAAAGCAGGAGUGUUCACUUCAGUACAAGCUUUCGGUUCAGCUUCUCUCGAACGGACAAGGACUAAACCAUCAUGCCUUUCGUAUACAACCCAUACAGAAACCUCUGCAACGUUGGCCGUUUCCCAGUACUGCUGGAGGAUGGCUGCAAGAAAUCAACCUGCUGCAAACCAGCUUACACCAACCCCUGUGUUAACCCAUGCGCUAGCUCUUAUGGUUACUCAUAUGCUAACCCUUGGGUUAACUCAUGGGUAAGCCCGUAUGCUACUCCUUACUCUUCUCCAUAUGUAACUACAUAUGGUACUCCAUAUGCUAGUGUGUACGGUACUCCAUAUGCUAGUGCAUACGGUACUCCAUACUUUAGCGCAUAUGGUUUUCCAUAUGCUAGUGCAUAUGGUACUCCUUGCGCUACUCCAUGUGCUACUCCUGCUCCAUGUGUUACUACUUGCGCUACUCCAUGCGCUAAUCCUUGCGGCAUUGUCGCUACAACCAGUGAUUAUGAGAGAAGGGAAGUCGUCGUCAAGGAAUAUCAGGAUGAUUGCACGCAAGUCUGUGGAGUCGAGAGCUCUGUCCUUCGGGUGUCUAAAGUCGACCUGCUCAAAUGCAGGACUGGACCAAAUCGUCUGGAGCAUCACACACACUUUUUCCAAGAAGAUCAUCUCAUUGUCCGCAGAGGACAGUGCUUCAACAUGUGGGUUGAUCUGUGCCGUCCUUUCAAUCGCAGUUGUGACAAGCUUCACCUGGAGCUUAAACUAGGUCACGUCCCAUCCAUCAGAGAUGGCACUUUGGUGGUCGUUCCAAUUGUGGAAGAAUUCAAGAAAGACUGCUGGGGGGCAAAGAUUGUGGAAAUAGCACAAAACCGAAUCAAACUGUGUGUGAACUCUGUUCCAACUGCUUGCGUUGGACGAUACCAGUUCAGUGUUGUGACACACUGUGCAGGAGGCAGAUUCGCUUUACCUUAUGUUCCUGAAAAUGACAUUUACAUGCUGUUCAACCCCUGGUGUAAAGAUGACUGUGUGUACCUGAGUGAAGAGGCAGAGAGAGCUGAGUAUGUGCUGAAUAACAUAGGCAAGAUCUACUAUGGAACUAAGCAGCAGAUUGCCUGCAGAAAUUGGAACUUUGGUCUAUGUGAGGAGGGAGUCUUGCCUGCAUGUAUGUUUGUGUUGGAGAAGAGCUGUACCCCUUGCUCAGGAUGGGGAAACCCAGUUGUCCUUUCCAGAGUGGUGUCUGACAUGGUUAUUGCCAAAAAAGACUGUGGUGUGCUGGUGGGUAACUGGUCAAACUGCUACGGAGAUGGAAUUGCUCCUGCAUCCUGGUGCAGCAGCAGUGCCAUCCUGAAACAAUACCACAGAUUUGGAGGAGUACCUGUCAGAUAUGGCCAGAGCUUGGCCUUUGCUGGAGUCACCAACACAUUGUUGAGGUGUUUGGGUAUUCCUGUUCGUCCAGUCUCAAACUUCUGCUCUGCUCAUGACACUGAUGUUAGUUUGACAACUGACGUCUACUUGGAUGAGAAAUUUCAGCUGAUCGAUCACAUGAACCGCGAUUCAAUCUGGAACUACCACGUGUGGAAUGAGGCCUGGAUGACUCGCCCAGACCUGCCCACUGGUUUUGGUGGCUGGCAAGUGAUUGAUUCCACUCCUCAACUGACCAGCCAGGGCUUCUUCCGCUGUGGCCCCACCUCUGUUGCUGCGAUCCGCAGUGGUCAGGUCUUCCUGAAGCACGAUGUGCCCUUCCUCUUUGCCGAAGUGAACAAUGAUAGAGUUUACUGGCAGAGGAAAUGUGAUGGAACAUUUGGUGUUGUCCACGUUGAGAAGAAUGUAGGAGGUCACUGCAUCAGCACCAAGGCUGUCGGCUCAGAUCAGCGUAUAGACAUCACAAACCUCUACAAAUUCCCAUGUGGUUCUUCUGAGAUGAGCGCUGCUUAUGAAACAGCCGUUCGUCAUGGCUUGAGGAGAUGCACAUACCCACUGCCCUGUGCUGAGGAUGUUGUCUGUGAAGUCAGCCUGAAAGGGGACGGACCAUGUAUCGGCAGGGAUGCCGUGCUGUGCAUCAAUCUAAGAAACAAAUGCAGCUCACCUCGUACUGUCACCCUCUACAGCCAUGCUGCAGCCACGUACUACACCGGAGUCAGGAAGACCUUCCUCAAGAGAGACCAUACAUGCAUUGAGCUCAAGCCCUCUGAAUGCAGACCUCUGGACUGGACCCUGAGUUAUGACGAAUAUAGAGAGCACGUGGUGGAUCACGCCUCAGUGAUGCUCAACCUCUUUGGACAUGUGACUCAGACUAAGCAGGUUGUGGCCACCCAGUUUGGCUUCAGACUGCGCACACCAGACCUUGUUCUUGCUCCUGCCUGUGAUGCUGUUGUUGGUCAAGAAGUGCCAGUCAAAAUCACUUUCCAGAAUCCACUGCCUUGUGUCCUGAGGAACUCUGUAUUCCGCUUUACGGGAUUUGGACUGCAGAAUGCCAGAGUUAUCAACUAUGGUGACAUUGCUGGACACGCCUCUGUUUGCCUGACGGAGAAGUUUAUUCCCAGGUGUCACGGCCCACAGAAACUUCUGGCCUCAUUCGAUUGUCCUCAGCUCACCCAGGUGCAUGGAUUCGCCGACUUUGUUGUCAAACAGCGCUGUUAAACCGAUCAAGUAACCGAAACAGGAAACGUCACGGCUCUAUUGAACAGAAAGUGCUCACAUUGAAUUGACUUGCAGAAUUAGGUAACAGCUGUUAGUUUCUCUUAACCUACAAGCUGUAAACCUUAAACUUCUUAGAGUGCAUUUAAUCAUCAUGUAGAUCAAUUGCACUCAUGCUUUAUGCAAGACACUAUUGUCUUUUCAUCUUAUUGAUUUUUCAGUAGUCUUUUGGUACAAAUGUCAUCCUAAAUAAUAAUUAACCUUUUUUUAUUUUAUUUUUUUUUCUCUUAUUUGAAAACUCAUGUAAUUGUUUCAUGGUGUUGGUUACUCUGUCCUGUGUAGCUUCAGCUUCAA